This is a messenger RNA of Oncorhynchus nerka (sockeye salmon), 2238 nucleotides long. RefSeq names its product protein mono-ADP-ribosyltransferase PARP12-like. Lineage: Eukaryota; Metazoa; Chordata; Actinopteri; Salmoniformes; Salmonidae. The record is from RefSeq and is a predicted model, not a curated record. The coding region runs from base 90 to 1892 and encodes 600 amino acids. The transcript is spliced from 7 exons. Gene Ontology annotation, cellular component: nucleus. Gene Ontology annotation, molecular function: metal ion binding; NAD+ poly-ADP-ribosyltransferase activity; NAD+-protein mono-ADP-ribosyltransferase activity.
AUCUGUUUUGUAGUUAAUGGAGAGCAGAGUUCGACUUCAUAUUUGACUAUAUAUAUGUACAGUUCAUGUGAUUGCAAGGACCAACAGUCAUGUGUUGUACGAUGACAGACACAACAGCUCUGAUCUACAAGGUCCUCUGUGCCCAUAAUGGGUCCUUUGAGCUGGGAGAAUUGCGUGCAAACAUUAGCACCAUAGAAGAUGACCUGGAAAGUGUGUUAGGGAAUCAGGAGAUGUUUACCUGUGCUGUCUCUAAGGGAAAUAAACUGAUAGUUGCCAAGACGAAGAUGAGGUUAUGCAGAGCUAAAGGAUGUAGUGGCUGCAGCAAUUUACACCUGUGUAAGUUCUACUUGUAUGGAACAUGUCCAUCCAAUGAGAGACAAGGAUGCCGUCUCUGCCAUGAGCUGACGUCAGAGCACAACAUCAGAGUCCUGAAAGAGCACCACCUGGAGGAACUGGACAGGAAGGAGCUGUGUACAUUACUGCUGCAGAAUGACAACGCCCUUUUACCCCCAGUUUGCUUCACAUACAACAAAGGUAGUGGAGAGUACGGAUACUGUCCUGACAAGGAGAAAUGCAAAAGACUCCACGUCUGUCAGCGCUACAUUACAGGAACCUGUGCUGCAGAGGUGGACUGUGACAGGUCUCACGACUUCUACGAGCCCCACCCGCUCAACACCCUACAGCAGAAGGGAGUACCUAAUGAACUGGUGGCAUCCAUGUUGUACACCUACCGCAACAUCCAGGCAAUCAGGGAUACAAUUGAUGAUAGUGACAACCCACGUUGCAAAAAAGACUCUGGUAACCGCCUGCAGAAAUCCAAAGCUUUACCAAACCACUGGGAUAAAUCUUCAGUACCUGAAACUGGAUUCAAGAGGGUUGCUGUGCAGAGUUCCUCAGCUGAGCACAAGAAUGUUCUGGAUCUUUUCCAUCAAACUAUGACUGGCUUCAGUGUGACGACUAUUGAGAGGGUGCAAAAUCGGAUCCUGUGGGAGGUCUUUUCGUGGCAAGGAGAUGUGAUGAGAAAGAUAAACGCAGGGAAGGAGAAUGAGAGGCAGCUCUUCCAUGGAACAGACUCUAAACACGUGGACGCCAUAUGCCUGCAGAACAUAGACUGGAGGAUGGGUGGAACACAAGGAACGCCCUAUGGGCAAGGAAGCUACUUCUCUAAGGAUGCCAAGUUCUCCCACAGCUACACCAGCCAGUCAGAAGUCAGGUCCAUGUUUGUUUGUCGUGUGCUGGUGGGAAAUUACACGCAAGGACACUCCAGCUACCACUGCCCCCCCUCAAAAGAUGGAAGUCACACCAUCUCCUAUGACAGCUGUGUGGAUGAUAUCUACAACCCCUCUGUAUUUGUGGUGGUCGGGAAGCAUCAGGUUUACCCAGAGUACCUUAUUCAGUACAGGGAAGGGUCCAGGCCUGGGACCUAUGUUCCACCACCUAACUUUGUCCAGAACCAGAGCCACCACAACAUGCACUGGACAUCUAUUCCAGUCAUGCUACGCUCACCAGCCACCCCUGUGCUGCCCAACAAUGCAAGGUUCAGAUCUCCUUGCCCAACAGGACCUGCCUUUGCCCAGCCCACACUCAGUACCCAGCCACUAUUUUCACACUACUCAAACCCACCCAGGCCUCCCUCCAAUCCCUCUGUUUCAAACCCUUCAAGACAGAAAACUCCCAGACCUACCUUGCCACAUGCUUCUGCACAGUUUGGCUCCCUUAACUCCUUGACACAUCCAUCGUUUCAGCCAGGCCUGAUGACUUACGUCCCUCAUCCACCACCCUGGGUCGGCUCUAUGACCUCCAUUCCACGCGCACCUCCACCCAGGACAAGAUCACAGUUUGCUAAAAUGAAAGCAAAAAGUACAUCAAUGGCAUCACUAGAUAAUCUAUAAUCCUUGGUAGUCUAAUUUGAUUUAUUUAGAGGGAAAUUACCUUAUGUGUAAAUAAAUUGUAUUUAUGGAUUAAAUUUUGAAAUGUGUCCUUUUUAGCUCAGUUGGUAGAGCAUGGUGCUUGUAAUGCCAUUGUAGUGGGUUUGAUUCUCAGGACCACCCAUACGUAAAGGGAAUGCACGCAUGACUGUAAGUCACUUUGGAUAAAAGUGUCUGCUAAAUGGCAUUUAUUAUAUAAUGUGUAGUUCAGUGUUGACAAAAUAAUCCGAAUUGGGCUGCCUGUGUAAACGCAGUCAUAAUAGUUUCUGAAUGCACCACUGCAUAAAAUAAAACGUUCAUGUUUUUUCUA